Aspergillus tanneri is the source of this 654-nucleotide messenger RNA. RefSeq lists its product as uncharacterized. Bases 1 to 654 code for a protein of 217 amino acids. The record is from RefSeq and is a predicted model, not a curated record. The transcript has a single exon. NCBI's taxonomy places the organism in Eukaryota, Fungi, Ascomycota, Eurotiomycetes, Eurotiales, Aspergillaceae.
AUGGACAACCAAGCAGAAGAAUACCAAAAAGCACGCAUGGAUCUCCUCGCGCGCGAGAAAGAAGCCACACGACUCCUAUCCUCUCUAGCGGCCGCCCGUCGCACUCUCCCCAUGGUGCAUAUCACCAACCCCUCACGCUUCAAAUUCGACACAGAGUCCGGCGAACAGACACUCCCGGAGCUCUUCGCUGGCCGUCGUCAGCUCAUCCUGUACCACUUCAUGCUGGGACCGCCGCACGGGGACGAAGGCUGCACCGGCUGCUCAUUCUGCAUGGACCACGUGCCGGAUCUGCACCAUCUCUGGAGUCGGGAUACGAGCUUCGUGGCGGCGGCAACAGCAUCCGUCGAGCGGAUCACUUCGUAUGCAAAGCGCCUGGGAUGGAAUUUUCCGUUUGUGAGUUCAGCGAAGACGCAUCGGGAGUGGGAGCGUGCCGAAGCGGACGGCGAGACGAUCACCUGGAAGCCCCGGAAUGGGUAUUUUGGGUUCAGUGCGUUCUAUAAAGAUGGGGAGGAGGUGUAUCAUACGUAUGAUACUACGGAUCGUGGCGUGGAGAUGAUUCUCUCGACGUAUCAUUUGUUGGAUAUGACGCGGUUGGGGAGACAGGAGACGGGGAAUGGGAUGGGGAUGUUUCUUCGGAAUGAUGAAUAUAGUUAA